AUGCAUGGCCAGCCCUCAGCAAUUGCAGGACCAAAGAAAAAGAGGAAAAAGAAGGAGGAGGAGGAAGCAACCGGGGAAGAGGCAAGAGCAGGGUGCCAACCAUCAGCACAGGCUGCAGACAUGGCUGCAACUGCAACCUUGGCCUUGCUCCUACUGCUUCUUGUUUCCUCAGCAUCCGCCUACUCCGACUUGCGUGAAAUGCUGAUAAAUUGCCAAGUUCCUAUGAACCUCUUGGGACCCUGCAAAUUCGUCGCCGACGACGGCCAGAAGCCGGACGAAGAUUGCUGCGGAUCGUUCAGGGCCGUGAAACCAUACUGGCCGCAAUGCCUGUGCUCCUUCCUCCUGCAAACCAGCAUUAAAUCUUCGUCCCUUUACUCGCCCCACCACAUGCAGCUGCUGCAAGCGCCGAAGCUCUGUGGCGUCCCUCAUGGCAUCUCCGACUGUCCAGAUGUUCUGGGACUGCCAUCAAAUUCCACCGCUUCGAAGUUGUUCGACGUGGAACACGCAUCGUCAGGUGUAGCGGAUGAUUUGCAACCGGAUUCGGCGCUUGGAAUUACCAGCUCGAGCAAAGGAGCCGCUGUGGAGAUCUACCGGACCCUGGGGUUGAUGGCGAUCCUGAUGGCCGCAGCCGCACUGAUCCUUGCCUAG
Molecule: messenger RNA, 648 nt
Organism: Nymphaea colorata (pocket water lily)
Lineage: Eukaryota; Viridiplantae; Streptophyta; Magnoliopsida; Nymphaeales; Nymphaeaceae
Product: non-specific lipid transfer protein GPI-anchored 10-like
Exons: 2
Coding region: 1-648 (215 amino acids)
Source: RefSeq, a predicted model, not a curated record